AUGACGUCGGUUCCUACCAACUAUACCUUCUCGCCAUCCGAAGGCACUCCUCACCUGACCAUCAAUCAUGAUGUUGCGGCCGAGCUAGACUCUAGCAAUGCUUUUGAGGCCGACGAAUGGGUAGGCAUGCUUGAUAUGGUCAACUGCAAAAUUCUGUCUGUCCUCGAGUCCGAGACGGUCGACGCCUACUUGCUAUCCGAGUCUAGCUUGUUUGUCUUCCCCCACAAGCUGAUUCUCAAGACGUGCGGGACCACGACUCUGCUCCUCGGGCUUCAGCGCCUCCUGCACAUUGCCGCGCAACAUGCUGGAUUCCCUUUCGCCAAUGCCUCACUCGCUACCGACAUCAAGGCCGCGGCCACGCCCUACCGCGUCUUCUACAGCCGCAAGAACUUCCUCUUCCCCGACAAACAGCAAGGUCCGCACCGCAGCUGGAAGCAAGAGGUGAAGUAUCUUGAUGACAUGUUCGAGGGGGGCAGUGCCUAUAUGGUAGGCAAGAUGAACGGCGAUCAUUGGUACCUUUACAUCACUUCGCCGAAUGAAUCGAUCACACCUCCCCGCACCCCUGAGGAAAACGAUGGUCAUGGCCACAUUGCCAGGAUUCCUGCUAGCAUCCUACGAGGCGCCGACGAGCCCAGCGAUGAGACGCUCGAGAUCCUCAUGACCGACCUCGAUGAAGAGAACGCGAAGCAAUUUUACCUUGAAAACGCAAGCGCUCUGGCAAGCGAGCAGCUUGCAGCUCGGGCGCAAAAGGCCCGUAAUGAGGCGCGCCAAAGUCUUGGGGACCUCACUAACGGCCAGCAGAUUGAAGAAGAUGUCGACGUUUUUAGCAACGGAAGUGAUGCUGAGGCGCCUGAGCAGGUGCUUACUGAGGCCUUGACCACCGAGGGUCAUGCUCUUGGCACCGUCGUCUCCGAAGCCUGCGGCCUCUCUAAUGUCUAUCCGACCAGCAGGUAUCCGGACGCACGCGUCGAUGCGUACUUGUUCAGUCCGUGUGGCUUCUCGGCAAACGGUGUCGUGCCGGCGGCUCCUCAGGGCAAUGCCGAGGACGGGAAGAGCAGCUCGAUUCAUUACUUCACCGUGCACGUCACGCCGGAGCCCAACUGCUCCUUCGCGUCUUUCGAGACCAAUGUUCCUGGUGGCCAGUCAGGUCGCACGACGUCAGAAAUUAUCGAACAUGUCGUCGACAUCUUUAAGCCUGGUCGCUUCAGUGUGACGCUGUUCGAGGCUAAGGGGCGUGCUGCCGACCCAAACGUUGCGAACGAAGGCAAACUUCCUUCAACGUCAUCCCAGCGCCUACUAGCCCCUGUCCCAGGCUAUCGACGGCUCGACCGCAUUGUUCAUGACUUUGAGGACUACGAUCUUGUAUUCCGCUUUUACGAAAAGGAAGGCUGGGCUGGGGGUCGCGGCGCGCGUGUGGGUGAAGCUUUGUAA
Messenger RNA from Verticillium alfalfae VaMs.102, 1431 nucleotides. RefSeq names its product S-adenosylmethionine decarboxylase proenzyme. The coding region runs from base 1 to 1431 and encodes 476 amino acids. Lineage: Eukaryota; Fungi; Ascomycota; Sordariomycetes; Glomerellales; Plectosphaerellaceae. The record is from RefSeq and is a predicted model, not a curated record. The transcript has 2 exons. Gene Ontology annotation, molecular function: adenosylmethionine decarboxylase activity. Gene Ontology annotation, cellular component: cytosol. Gene Ontology annotation, biological process: spermidine biosynthetic process; spermine biosynthetic process.